AUGUCGUUACUAUAUUCAAAGUAAACUAUAUCUAAAUCUGAUCUAAUUGAGUCAUUAACAUUAUUAUUGUAACCUAAAUCUUAAUAAGACUUUGAUUUUGCUUGUCAAUACUUUGGAUCUCUUAUGAAGAAACAUACCAAAGAAGUUUUUAAUAUAUUAAGAUAAAAACAUUAUGUAAAAUUUGUUGAACCUAAAACUGAAAAUUUGUUGAAUAUAUUAUUUGUUAUCCAUUCUAAUAUUGAGGAAGAGUCAAUAGCUAAUUAAUUAAGAGAGCCUGCAAUAUAUUGGCUAUAAAAAUUAUUGAAAGAAAACAAAGAGAGUUUUAAAUAAAUUGUAAAUGAGAUAAAUACUUCAGGAUUAUUAACUCAUUAAUAAUUUAUAAUAAAGUAAAACAAUAUCCAUAAUCAAAUUGAAUUAAUUACAGAAAUAAGAUAAUCAUCAUAUGAUAUUUAAAAUCACGUCAUCAAAUAUUAAGUAGAAUAAGAGGAUUAAAAGAAAUCAAAAUUAUUUUGUGUCAUUUAUUACUCAUAUUUGUAAAAAUUAUCAAUUAAUUUAUUGGUUUACAAAUCAAUUAAAAAUCUCCAGUAUCCUUUUGAAGAACAUGAGGAUAUGAAGGGAAAAAUUGUAUGGAUUUAUAAAAUUUAAAAUAUUAUGUAAAUUGGACUUAAAUUAUUAGAAUAUUCAAAUAAAAAGUUUAAACUCUACUAAGAUUUUAUUUAUUAAAAUAUGAUAUAAUUUUUAAUCUUUAUUAGAUAAGAGAUUGAAUACUUAAUUAAUUAAUAUGCAAUAAUUUCCAAUUUGGAUUGUUUAUCUUUAUAUGAAAUAUAUAUUGAGUUUUUGAAAUCACAAACAAUAGUUGAAAAAUAUUGUUCAGAUAUUGAUUUAAAAAUACGAUUGAAUACUUCAUAAAUAGAGGAAUUUUUGAAUUUUUCUGUAAGAAUAAGAGUUUUAAAUUAAUGUGCUUUUAAAAAAAGUCUAAAAGUACCAAGUAAACAUUAACCAAAUAUAUCUUGUAAUCUAAUAAUUGAUGAGGAAGGAAAGGUAAAAAGAUCAAUCAAUAAUAGCAUUAAAAAGUUUAGAGUGAAUUCAAUAAAGAAAAUAUGGAUUAACUUUAUUUAAUAGAUUAAAUAAGUGAUGAAACAUAAAUUACAGAAAAGAGAUAUGAAAAUAAAUCUAGAGAAAAUGAAGUUCAUAUGGAAAUUGAUUCUUAUCGUUAGACUCAUUUUAAAGGUUUAAGCACAUUUUAGUAAAGUUGA
Messenger RNA from Paramecium pentaurelia, 1256 nucleotides. The record is from the annotation of a GenBank genome assembly. NCBI's taxonomy places the organism in Eukaryota, Ciliophora, Oligohymenophorea, Peniculida, Parameciidae.